This is a messenger RNA of Effrenium voratum, 2118 nucleotides long. The record is from the annotation of a GenBank genome assembly. NCBI's taxonomy places the organism in Eukaryota, Dinophyceae, Suessiales, Symbiodiniaceae.
AUGCGUUGGGCCCGGCUGCGGCUGCCGUUGGCGUCGAAGCUGCUGGCUGCGGCGGACAAGGCGCUGCUGGCGGCCAGGGCGCUGCAACUUUGGGAUGCGCCGGACUUUGUUCACGCGGAGGCCCGUCCGGAGUUCCGUACGGUCGCCUGCAUCUGCAAGCUACGGCCAGCGCUGGCCCAGAACGCGGCGUUCUUUGCUUGGCAGGCCCUGGAGUUGGGCGGCGCGCUGCGGUGCCUGCCAGGCGUGGGCGGCUUCCGUGCAGCGCUCUUCGCGGGCUGCUAUCCCUCAGGCCACGAGUCGGACGUGCUUCUGCGCGCCGAGCUGGGCCCGGCACCGGGGGAGUCUGCAGCCACGGCACGGGGCGCCAAGGAGGAGCUCUGUCGCGUGGCGGUGCGCUCAAGCUCCGCGCUGGUGAACCGGGCAGUGGCCCAGGCUAUGAGCCUGCUGCUGCGGAAUGGCCGCAUCCUGAGCUGCAAGUCUGGCCAGCUGGUAGAGAGGAGCUGGCUGCUUAUAGAGGAGGGGCGCAUCAAGGCCGGGGGCCAGGGCACGCCGCCGGAGGCGGCGGAGGUGUUGGACCUCGACGGCCGGGUGGUGCUGCCCGGCCUGGCCGACAGCCACAUUCAUGUCUACGCGCUGGGAAAAAAGCUUCUGGAAUCGGUGGACCUUUCGGAGUGCAAGAGCAUCCAGGAGAUGCAGGAGAGGGCGCGGCAGUUCCUCAGGGAGCGGCCGAACCUGAAGUACCUGGAAGGCCUUGGCUGGGACCAGGAAGCGAUGGGGCGGCUGCCCACGAGACACGACCUGGACGCUGCGGUGGGGGACCUGCCGGCCGCCUUCUUUCGGCGCUGCCACCACGCCUGCGUACUGAGCUCUGCGGCGCUGCGUGUGUGCGGCAUCACAGGGGCCACUUCGGACCCAGAGGGCGGCAAGAUCGAGCGGGAGGCUGGGGAGCCGACGGGGAUCUUGCGGGAGAGCGCGCUGGGAGAUCUGCUGGAGCCGCUGAAGACCGAGGAUUCCUUUGAGCAGCAGAAGGAAAUCCUGCUGAAAGGACUGCGGGCUUGUGUGGAGCAGGGCAUCACCUUUGUGCAGAGCAACGAUAGCAAGCUGCUGGGCGGCGUGGAGCGGCCCUUUGAGGCGUACGCGGCCCUCGCGGACGAAGGCCGCCUGUGCUGCCGGGUCUUCCUGACGGUGCAGUGGCAAGAUGUGGGGCAGCCUGGGGCGCCCAAGGCCCAGCAGGCGCACCCGUCGGGUCUGCUGAGCUGCGACCGCGCGAAGCUGUGGACGGACGGGGGCUUGGGCGCCUCCACGGCUGCGAUGCUGGAGCCCUAUGCGGACUCCGACAGCCGGGGGAUGAUGCAGAUGAGCUGCGAGGAGAUCGACCAGGCUUUGGAGCUGCUGAAGAAGCACCGCUUCCGGGUGGAGGCCCACGCCAUCGGGGACCGCUCCGCCACGCAUUUGGUGGAUGCCUUCGAGCGUCUGAUGCCUUCAGCGGAGAGGCCCGUGCUCACGCAUUGCCAGUUCUUGAACAAGAGCUUGGUCGACAGGAUGUCCAAAGCCGGCAUCAUCGCCAACGUGCAGCCCCAGUUUGUGCCGUCGGACCUGGCCAUCGUCAAGACCCGCGUGGGCGAGGACACGGAGCGCUUCCGGUACUCCUACGUGUGGCGGACCCUGAUGAAGGCUGGCGUGCACGUGUGUGGCGGCAGCGAUGCGCCGGUGGAGAGCCCAAGUCCGUUGAUCGGCAUGGCGGAUGCCAUGGACCACGCGCUGCACGCCUCGGAGCAGCUGACGCUGGCGGAGGCGCUGGGCAUCUACACCGAAGGGGCCGCCUUCGCCGCCCGCGCGGAGGACCGCAUUGGCGGCUUCGAGCCUGGCAUGGAGGCCGACUUCGUGGUGCUCUCUACGCGAGAGGAGUUGACCUCUCAUCAGCUCCGAACUGCGGAGGUGGAGUCAGUGUACUUGCGAGGGAAGCUGGUGCACCAGCCACUUCCACCGAGCUCCAAGAGGCCUCGCCUGGGAGCCGAAGGAGGCGCCGGGAAGAACGGCUCACGCCCCUGGCUCCGCGGGAGGUGCAAAUGCUGCAUGUGGUCAACCAACAGAGCAGUGGAGAGGUCGCCUACUUGA